Plutella xylostella (diamondback moth) is the source of this 588-nucleotide messenger RNA. RefSeq names its product mitochondrial ribosomal protein S33 (gene mRpS33). Lineage: Eukaryota; Metazoa; Arthropoda; Insecta; Lepidoptera; Plutellidae. The record is from RefSeq and is a predicted model, not a curated record. Gene Ontology annotation, cellular component: mitochondrion.
UUGUACACCUACCAAUAUUUAAUUUUCUUUUGCUUUGUAAAUCGGUAUUUUAAAUUAAAACGAUAUAACAUUGCCUCAUCCCAACACCUUCUUCUUAUUACCUCAAGAACGGCACCAUGGCAACUAACUACGCCAAGUACGCGCAGCUGAUCAACGCGAGCACCAACUACGCGCGGCGCAUGAAGCGGCUCUCCAACCGCAUCUUCAGCGAGGUGGCGAUCCCCACCAACGACAAGUCGCUGAAGGUGGUGAAGAUGUUCUCGGCGCGGCCGCUGCACUCCGACGAGGCGGUGCUGCACUACUACCCGCGCCACCCGGAGACGCACGCGCUGGCGCUGCGCCUGCGCGAGCUGGGCCUGUUCCGCGACGAGCACCAGGACUUCAAGGACGAGAUGCGCCGCCUGCGCGAGCUGCGCGGGAAGGUCAAGGUCUGGAGGCGCAAGCUGCAGGACAACAACAAGGAGUAGACACCAGUGACCCAUUUCAUGUAAUUAAUUAGUCCAUAAUGUGUAAGUAGAUAUUUAAUAGCCAAUAAGCUCUGUUAUGUUAUGAUGUUGUGUAAAUAAAUAAAACAGGUAUUUAAAUAGC